This is a messenger RNA of Postia placenta MAD-698-R-SB12, 690 nucleotides long. RefSeq lists its product as hypothetical. NCBI's taxonomy places the organism in Eukaryota, Fungi, Basidiomycota, Agaricomycetes, Polyporales, Adustoporiaceae. The transcript is spliced from 2 exons. The record is from RefSeq and is a predicted model, not a curated record. The annotation marks the transcript as partial.
CUUGCCUCCGUCCAAAUCGGGAUCCAGGGAGCGACAACCCCCUUCGUCGACGAAAAAGCCUUCCUUCAGGCAUUCAAGGCCCGUUUUGGCAAUCUCGACGACGCCGCUGCGGCACAGGUGGAGCUUACCAAGCUCUGCUCCGACAAAACCAUGCGCGAGAAGCGCACCGCCGCAGAAUUCUCUGCGCUGUUCAAGGGUCCGGCGGACCGUUCCGGGUAUAGGAACCUGGAACUACGCGACAAGUACCUGAGCGGCAUCCCUUCCCGCGUCUAUCGCAAACUCGAGCUCGAAACCUUCGCCACGUGGCAAGCCGCUGACAAGCGCGCCACCGAGGUCGAGCAAAUCCUCGAUGUUAGCCGGGCUCGUCGGCCCGAGCUAAACAGCUUCUUCUCGGCACGAGGUCGAGGACGCGGAGGGGCACGUGGUGGUGCACCCUCGUCACACGCAGCUUCGGCCAGCAUCAACGCAGCCGACAAGCCUUACACAAAACGCGCCGACGCGCGGGCUACGGUUGCCUCGGGAUCCACCCAGGCGGCGACAAGCGCCCCCGUCACGACAUCACCCUUGGCAAGUAUAAGUGCCGCUUCAGCGAAAUCCGAGCAAUCGGAGCUGGCGGACUUAAUGGCACAGGUGAAGUCGAUGCGCGAGGAGCUCGAGCACUAUUGGGCGAUGAAGGAGGAGGGUUUUUGA